Cooperia oncophora is the source of this 535-nucleotide messenger RNA. The record is from the annotation of a GenBank genome assembly. Lineage: Eukaryota; Metazoa; Nematoda; Chromadorea; Rhabditida; Trichostrongylidae.
GUGGUUGUAUCGUCCCAAAACAUUCUUGGGAAUAUUCGAUCCUCGGUCAGCUGAUCAGAUCAACUCGACUCAUGACUGCUGUUCAAUAUUGGGCGGCGGCGCAUUACUUCUUCACAAUGUUAAUCGAUCCAUGAUAGAGCGAUAUGUGUGUGUAGCGCGGCAAGGCUCAAAUUCUGUGCAGAGGAUUGUGCAUUUCAGACUCGACUAUUCAAGCUGGUAUUCUCUGGACCUCUUUAACAGUGUCUUUUGGGGAGGUGUAGCGACGGCUGUACUUGCCUGUUCCUUCUCCUUCCUUCUGAACAUCACAUGGAUUCUGACAAGGAAAAGUAUCCUUUGGUGGAUCCAACGCAUGCUGAAGCCUAUCUGCUCGUUCGUAAAAUGCGGUGGCAAAAGCUAUGGAGAAGUACCGUGCACGGCAAAUGGAAGGUUUGCAAGCAAAGUACACCCGAAGAAUGCAGAUGGUUCGCGAAAAUUACCAUGCGCAGGUGGAACAGCUGCGACUUUCGUACGCUUCACAAGCGGAGAAAUUCCGUGA